AUGGGGUUGAGAUAUGUGGCGUUUAUGGUUGCUAUUGAAGAGAAAUGUGACUCAUCAGACAGUGAAUCAGUUGAAAACAGAAAUGAAGACUCAUCAGAAGCAGAGGCAACUCUGAUAGGAAUGUCGUCUGAGAGUGAAGAAGAAGAUGAUUCAUUGAUUGAUGUUGAACCGGAGUUUCGUAAGUUGUAUGACAGUUGGUUGCUAUUUGGUAAAGAAAAGCUUUCAUGGAUUGAAGAAAAAAUAGCUUUACAAUGUCAGAACAAGGAUCUGCGAGAUGCUCUAAAAUCUGAGGAAGAUAAGAACAAUCUUCUCACUCAGAAGCUAGCAGAAACCAAAAAGAAGAUUCUCAUGUUGAAUAGUGGAACUAAGGACUUAGACAAAAUCCUUUCCAUAGGCAGAGUUGGGAAGAGUAAUUUUGGUUUGGGUUAUCGUGGAGGAGAAGCCAGUGGGAAGACAAAGU
Microthlaspi erraticum is the source of this 460-nucleotide messenger RNA. NCBI's taxonomy places the organism in Eukaryota, Viridiplantae, Streptophyta, Magnoliopsida, Brassicales, Brassicaceae. The record is from the annotation of a GenBank genome assembly.